This is a messenger RNA of Bradysia coprophila, 787 nucleotides long. RefSeq lists its product as uncharacterized. The record is from RefSeq and is a predicted model, not a curated record. Lineage: Eukaryota; Metazoa; Arthropoda; Insecta; Diptera; Sciaridae.
AUGUUUCAGUUCGUUCUGUGUUCCAUCUUGAGUGUCGCGGUUGCUGCACCAGGUCAUGUUAUUCACUCAGCCCCACUUCAACCUACUCCAAUUGUUGAGGAGUCCGUAGAUGUACCCUUAGCUCCAGCAGUUCACUUAGCAACAGUAGUGAACGCAACUCCAGUAGUUCACUUAGCAACAGUAGUGAACGCAACUCCAGUUGUUCAUGUCGCACCAGUCGUUGCCCAUCCAAUCGCUGUAGCUCACCACCACCCAGUUGCCGUUAGUCAUUCAUCAUCACAUGUUGUUCACCAUUCAACGCCAGUGACUAAAGUAGUUUCCACUCCUGUUGUUGCCCACCACCUUUCCCCAAUCCAUGUUUCUCAUCAUGAAGCCCAUCCAGGACAUCACGAAGCCCAUCCAGGACAUCACGAAGCCCAUAAAGUUCAUUACGAGUCCCAUCCAGUACAUGUUGUUCCCGUUGUGAAAACUGUAGUUCCUGUGGUGAAGACCGUUGUCCACUCUGCACCAGUUUCACAUUCCUCCUCAUCGUCAUCAGUUGUACACCAUGACAGCCCAGUUGUACAUCACAGCGGUCCAGUCGCACAUCACAGCGUACAUCACAGUGGCCCAGUGGUACAUCACGGCAGCCCAGUCAUACAUCACAGCAGCCCAGUCAUACAUCACAGCAGCCCAAUCAUUGCUGUUCAUCAUUAAAUUCGAUGAAUCACCAUUUAGGAGCCAUUCUCGACGUAUACAGUCAAAGAGUAAAAUAUUGUAAUAGAAGAUGUUCAAAAGAAUUAAAGAA